GAUGAUAUGGCGUGGUGGUGGCCGUGCCAUGACAUGAGUAAUCUUUCUUCAGGUAGCUUGAACGACUGGCAAAUGUCGGUUCCCAAUAAUCACCAUGAUUACUCCAGGAGAACCAGACCCCACUCUGACUUGUGGUUUACCCUUCACUCCUACACCAACCGGAACGGGGAAGCACUGCCUCAAAUACCAAAGGCGUACAUUAGAGUGAAGGACGAGAACGUGACGAUUUUCAUGGUUAAAAAGUACCUGGUUACAAAGCUCGGUGUCUCCAAUGAAGCUGAGGUGGAGAUAUUGUGCAUGGGGCAGAGAUUGUUGCAGACACAAACGUUGAAGCAAGUAAGGGAUUUUGUGUGGAUGCCGAGCUUCGUUGAAUCCGAGUCGUUCCACAGUUACUCUCUUCAAAGUAAUUGUGUAAAUAAUCAUUUGAUGUCUUUAUUUUACGGAAGGCGAUGUUCUUUCAACUAAUAUAAAUUGUGCCACCUUCCCCAAACGUAUAUGUCGAUUUAGUUCAAUU
This is a messenger RNA of Hibiscus syriacus, 514 nucleotides long. Its product is annotated as protein LAX PANICLE 2-like. The transcript has 4 exons. The record is from RefSeq and is a predicted model, not a curated record. The coding region runs from base 7 to 465 and encodes 152 amino acids. NCBI's taxonomy places the organism in Eukaryota, Viridiplantae, Streptophyta, Magnoliopsida, Malvales, Malvaceae. Gene Ontology annotation, biological process: multicellular organism development.